This is a messenger RNA of Spodoptera frugiperda (fall armyworm), 1256 nucleotides long. Its product is annotated as glycine, alanine and asparagine-rich protein-like. Bases 94 to 1062 code for a protein of 322 amino acids. The record is from RefSeq and is a predicted model, not a curated record. The transcript is spliced from 3 exons. Lineage: Eukaryota; Metazoa; Arthropoda; Insecta; Lepidoptera; Noctuidae.
AAAAGUGCACGCAGUUUGCACAGGACACAACAAUUACAGUUCACAGUCCAAUUUGGUAGUAUCGUAGCGAGCAGCGAAACAAUUACAAUAACGAUGUCUCGACUCACGAUUUUCUUUGUUAUCGCUGUGGCGUACGGAGUCGUUGCAGACGGUAAAGUAGCAGAUUCACGUGCCGAGCAGUCCGGCAUCAUCUCGCCUGUGAUUGCGCACGGUGGUCUCGGAUAUGGUGGCUACGCCGGUGGACUCGCAGGCGCUGGCCUGGCUGGCGCUGCACUCGCUGGAGGCGCAGGCUACAUCGGUGGCCCAGCAGUCGUCGCUGCCGGACCCGCCGUCAUCGCCGGUGGCCCAGCUCUUGGUUCCGGUGCAGCAUUGAACAACGCAGCUGCCGUUGGAGCCGCUCAACUGAGCGCCAUCCAGAACGCCCAGGCCGUCCAAGCUGCACAGAUCGCCAACUCGGCUGCCGCCGCCAUCCAAGGAGCGCGUGUCACUGAGGCGGCCGCCCGCGCUGGACAGGCUCACGCUAUCAACAACGCUGCCGCUUUAGAUGCUGCCCGUGUCGCUAACAUCCAGCGCGCUCAGGCCGCCGCCUGGGAGAACGCGAGAGCCGCGGAGGCUGCCAGACGUGCGGGAGCUGGAGCUGCACUGGAAGCAGCCCGAGCUGCAGAAGCCGCGCGCUUGGCCGACGCUGCGCGUGUGCAAGCCAUCGCCAUCGCCAACACCCGCGCUGUAGAGGCCGCUCGCAUUGCCAACGCCGCCCGUGCUCAAGCCGCCGCGGUCGCUACCAGCGCUGCGCAGGCGCAGGCUGUAGCCGACGCGGUCGCUAGGAACGCCCAGGAUGGUGCCUUGUUGCUGGGCGGUGGUGGCGCGCUCGUUGGCGGUGGUGCUGUCCUCGCCGCGCCCGCGGCUGUCGCUGUUGGUGGACUCGGUGGCCUCGGACUUGGACUCGGAGGUUACGGCGGUCUCGGCGGUCUCGGCUACGCGACCGGCUACGGCUACGGUGCAGGCUACGGUGCAGGUUACGGAGGUCUUGGCUACGGCGCUGGCAAGCUCGUCCACCACUAGAGAGCAGUGAAUCGACCCAGAGAUUAUACCCUAUUGUCAUAGACAAACAGAUAAUAUCUACAUCCAUUUCGCAUUCUUCCAUAGAAAUGGUUAGCGGCAGAUCUUAUGAGAUUUUGGACUGAUCAACGUCAUGUAAAUAUUUAAAAAAUUGGCAAUGAAGUCUGUCUUAUAAUUAAAUGUUAGCAUACACCGAC